Lates calcarifer (barramundi perch) is the source of this 2999-nucleotide messenger RNA. RefSeq names its product striatin, calmodulin binding protein 3 (gene strn3). Gene Ontology annotation, molecular function: armadillo repeat domain binding; calmodulin binding; protein-containing complex binding. The record is from RefSeq and is a predicted model, not a curated record. NCBI's taxonomy places the organism in Eukaryota, Metazoa, Chordata, Actinopteri, Centropomidae. Gene Ontology annotation, cellular component: dendrite.
UGAUGUGUCCCGUCAUGCAGCGCGGCCGGGUUCUCCCCCCAUCGCUCGUCGGAUCCAGGGAGAGAGAGAGAGCAGUAAUGGCGGCCGGUUAGAUCCACACACCGACAGCGCGUCCGCAACCAGCCGCACUCACCGCAGCCCUCCGGGGGCAGCAAGCCUCACACACCGCGGCGGAGCUUGCGCUACUGAUACGGAGCGGAGACACGGGCUUCAGCGGGGACGGGAAUCUGUAAGUGGAUCGCUGCUGCCUGGGACUUCCCUUCUACUUUUCAAAAAAAAAAAAAAAAAAUCAGAGCUAUUAUAAAAAAAAAAACAUGGAUGAGCACCCCGGCGGAGGAGGAGGGGUCGGAGCGGGCGCUCCACGACAGCCUCCGCCGCAGCAGCAGCAGCAACAGCAGCCGGGGAGCAACAGCAGCGCUAAUCCGCCGAUUGGAGGUGGUGGAGGAGGCGGCAGUGGGGGAGUCAUGGUGCCGCACCAGCCGGACGAGCUGCCCCGGCCGCAGCAGCAGUACACUAUCCCCGGCAUCCUGCACUACAUCCAGCACGAAUGGGCCCGGUUCGAGAUGGAGAGGGCGCACUGGGAGGUGGAGAGGGCCGAGCUCCAGGCGAGGAUAGCGUUCCUCCAGGGAGAGAGGAAAGGUCAGGAGAACCUGAAGAACGACCUGGUUAGAAGAAUAAAAAUGUUAGAAUACGCCCUGAAGCAGGAAAGAGCAAAGUAUCACAAGUUAAAAUACGGGACCGAGUUAAACCAGGGGGAGAUGAAGAUGCCGAGCUUUGAAUCAGACACCAAAGACUCUGAGGUCUCUGCUGUUCCUGCCAACAGUCAGCUCACCUGGAAACAAGGAAGACAACUACUCAGACAGUACCUGCAGGAGGUCGGAUACACAGACACCAUCCUGGACGUUCGUACUCAGAGGGUUCGCUCUCUGCUCGGCCUGUCGGGCUCCGAGCAGAACGGCUCUGUGGAGAACAAGAACCUGCAGCACCUGAUCAACGGGACGGAGCGCCGCAAGGACAGCAAGAGGAGUCCAGGCGACGUUCUGGAGACGUUUAACUUCCUGGAGAACGCAGAGGACAGCGACGAAGACGAGGACGAGGAGGGAGACCUGAUGGACGACAUCAGCACCGACAAACACCACCGAGCCAAGAAACACAAGACCAAGGUCGGGAACGAGGGCUUGGCGUCGGAGGACGACGCCGACACGGAGGAGGCGCUCAAGGAGUUUGACUUCCUGGUGACGGCCGAGGACGGAGAGGGAGCCGGCGAAGCUCGGAGCUCCGGAGACGGGACGGAGUGGGCCGAGCCUCUGCCAUUUCCUACUGGAGGGGGGAAGUCCUUCCUGCUGGGGGGGUCGGACGACGUGUUGGAGAGCGUGCUGGGUUUGGGCGACCUCGCUGACCUCACCGUCACAAACGACGAAACAGACUACAGCUACGAUCUGCCAUCCAGUAAGGAGUCUUCGUUCAGGAAGACGUGGAACCCGAAGUACACGCUGCGGAGCCACUUUGACGGCGUCCGAGCGCUGGCCUUCCACCCCGUCGAGCCCUGCCUGGUCACCGUGUCCGAGGACCACACCCUCAAACUGUGGAACCUCACCAAGACCGUCCCUGCCAAAAAAAGUGCCUCUUUUGAUGUGGAGCCCAUCUACACAUUCAGAGCCCACGUAGGUCCCGUGCUGUCGUUGGCGAUGACGUCCAGCGGUGAACAGUGUUUCAGCGGAGGCAUCGACUCCACCAUCCAGUGGUGGAACAUCCCCAGCUCCAAUGUCGACCCCUACGACACCUAUGAUCCCAGCGUCCUUGCUGGCUCGUGGGCGGGGCAUACGGACGCGGUGUGGGGAUUGGCCUACAGCGGCAUCAAGAACCGCCUCCUGUCCUGCUCUGCAGACGGAACGGUCAAACUGUGGAACCCGACGGAGAAGAACCCCUGCAUCUGCACUUUCAACACAAACAAAGAGCAUGGGAUCCCCACGUCGGUGGACUUUAACGGUUGUGACCCCGCCCACAUGGUGGCGUCCUUUAACAGCGGAGACGUGGUGGUGUACGACCUGGAGACCUCCCAGCAUGCACUGGUGCUGAAGGGGCAGGGAGACGGCACUCUCCCGGGGUCCAAUCAUAUCAAUAAGGUGGUGAGUCAUCCCACGCUGCCCGUCACCAUCACCGCUCAUGAAGACAGACACAUCAAAUUCUACGAUAACAAGUCAGGUAAAGUGAUCCACGCCAUGGUGGCUCACCUGGACGCAGUGACCAGUCUGGCUGUGGAUCCUAACGGGAUCUACCUGAUGUCUGGCAGUCACGACUGCUCUCUGCGUCUGUGGAACCUCGACAGUAAAACGUGCGUUCAGGAGAUCACCGCUCACCGCAAGAAGAGCGAGGAGGCCAUCUACGACGUGGCCUUCCACCCCUCCAAGGCCUACAUCGCCUCCGCCGGAGCCGACGCCCUCGCCAGGGUCUACGUCUAGACGAGGAGGAGGAGGAGGAAGCAGACGGCCAGGGGGCGAGAGACUCAGACAGACACAGGGAGAGAGAGAGGCUAGUCUGUUCACACACACAAAGGAUUCAGGUCUGUUCAGGUCUCUGAACACAGAAUAUAUAUUAAUGAAAGACUGGAGGUGAUGAGGAUCUCCACUGGACGACUGAACACACACACACACACACACACACACACACACACACAGUUUAAGUUAAGGCGGAGCGUUGGCGUCUCCCUCCGAGCGACUGAAGAGACUGAGAGACGUUCAGCAGCAGAAACGUUGUGGAAACGUUGUUUAAACCUGCGGGUCGACACACAGCAGCUCACCUGCAGCUCACCUGUCCUGUGAUGUCAUCUCUCACCCUCCCCCUGCUGUCUGCAGGGUCCUGAACAUAGCUCUGAUGACACUACAUGAAGCCCCGCCCCCCCUCCUCCCUUGUGUUUUAACACUAGUUCAACGUCCUGCAGCUCAGACGGCAGCAGACGCUGCAGUUAAAGGAAAAAUCCGUCAUGUUUGAUCCUCUGA